Molecule: messenger RNA, 1476 nt
Organism: Polypterus senegalus (gray bichir)
Lineage: Eukaryota; Metazoa; Chordata; Cladistia; Polypteriformes; Polypteridae
Product: retinol dehydrogenase 16-like
Exons: 6
Coding region: 377-1336 (319 amino acids)
Molecular function (GO): oxidoreductase activity
Source: RefSeq, a predicted model, not a curated record
CGCAUGCGCGACUGAACGAAUCACUCCCAGGAGACUACUCGUUCUUCCCGAGUCACAUUAAAGAUUCGUUCAAGAACGACUCAUCACUAUCUGGCCGAGGCUAAAGUUCAGGCUGUCUCGCCUGCAGCUAUAAUCUAUUGAAGCAACGGGUCACCUCAAAACCUGUCUUUUGGGUUUUGCCCUACCGGCUAUCUGUCUAUACAUUGCUCCUAAAUUUGCAACAGCAGAGAUCAUCCAGGACAGGGGUCACCGAAGAGUUCCUCAUCAGUUGGGUACGGAAUAAUCCAGAGGCUUCCAGGUAAAGUCCACUCGUUCUACUUGCUGAUCCUGGUGCUGGACAGUAGUAACGUGUUGAGUGUUCAUCAGACGUGCAGAAAUGAUUUUGUGUCUGCUCUCCAUGGUCGCCAUUUUCCUUUUGUGUCGCUGGUUAAGAGCGAGAAAGCGAGUCUCCGGCAUAUCUAAUAAAUACGUGUUCAUCACUGGCUGCGAUUCUGGAUUUGGAAACUUACUAGCCAAACACUUGGACCAGUUAGGCUUUCGAGUGUUCGCUGCCUGUUUCACUGAGAAGGGUGAGGAUGAGCUGAAGAAGACAACGUCUGAUAAACUUGUAACCGUUCAUUUGGAUGUGACCAAGUCAGAAAGCAUCCAGAGAGCCAUAGAACUGGUUAAGUCUCAGGUGGGACAGGCUGGUCUUUGGGGACUGGUCAAUAAUGCUGCAGUUGGAAUCCCUGUUGGUCCCUGUGACUGGCUCAAUAUUCAAGAAUUUAGAAACAUGUUUGACGUCAACUUCUUUGGAUUGGUCGAGGUCACCCUGGGCUUCGUUAACCUUAUAAAGAAGGCCAAAGGAAGAAUCGUGAAUGUGUCAAGUAUGUCUGCAAGAGUAAGCACUCCUGCGGCACCAUACUGUGCGACAAAAAGUGCUGUGGAAAGUUUCACCGACAGCCUUAGGAAGAACAUGGCCUAUUUUGGCGUUAAAGUUUCAUGCAUUGAGCCUGGGUUCUUCAAAACAAGCAUUAUAACUUCAGAGUUGUUCAAAAGUAACUUCAAGCAGCUUUGGGAGAGACAAACCGAAGAACUGAAAGAAGAAUAUGGGAGAGAUUAUUUAGAAAAAGUUGUGAAAAAUGUGGGAAAGCAGAUAGACAGUUAUGCAGACCCGGACCUGAUGAAAGUGGUGAGCUGCAUGGAGCAUGCUGUUUCAGCUGAACAUCCUUGGACUCGCUAUGCACCUGGAUGGGAUGCCAAAUUUUUUUGGAUUCCACUUUCCUACAUGCCAACUGUCAUUAUCGACUACGUAUUCAGCCAGACCAUGGUCAAACCGGCCAAGUCUGUGUACUGAAUUCAGGCUACAGCAGCAUUCUGGGAGCUGGGCCUCUCCACUGGGACUGAUGAUCUGCUAUGUUUUCUGCAAAUGUCUAGCAGCUGAAAACAGAGACGUAGUUCUGAUAAAUUGUUAUGCAAUAAAUACCAUUUUUCACA